AUGGCAGAGCUUUCAGAGAUCCGAGUGGAGGCUGAACACAAUCAAUCCAACCACGUCCGUGUCUACGGUGCGCGUGGUAUCCCACCUCCAUCGACGAUGAAAGUGACGUUCACGGCACCUGGUGUUUAUCAGGCGGAAGCAACUUUCUACAUAAAUGGUCUCGAUAUCGCCGCCAAAGUUGCCAUGAUGAGAAAACAGCUAGACUAUGCUUUCAAGGACAAUAAUUUCAGCAAAUGGAGUGAGUAUCGAGCAAGCUAUCCGGGCUACCACAUGGGUCUUGAUUUCCGGACCAUGGAACCAAAAGCUUUCAUGGAAAUCUUUCCUUCUACCAUUUCGAUCGCGGCCGUCGAUCAGAGUCCAAUUGAGUAG
This is a messenger RNA of Exophiala aquamarina CBS 119918, 369 nucleotides long. RefSeq lists its product as uncharacterized. The transcript has 2 exons. The record is from RefSeq and is a predicted model, not a curated record. Bases 1 to 369 code for a protein of 122 amino acids. Lineage: Eukaryota; Fungi; Ascomycota; Eurotiomycetes; Chaetothyriales; Herpotrichiellaceae.